This is a messenger RNA of Dunckerocampus dactyliophorus (ringed pipefish), 3890 nucleotides long. RefSeq names its product nudix (nucleoside diphosphate linked moiety X)-type motif 12 (gene nudt12). The transcript has 8 exons. Lineage: Eukaryota; Metazoa; Chordata; Actinopteri; Syngnathiformes; Syngnathidae. The record is from RefSeq and is a predicted model, not a curated record. Gene Ontology annotation, molecular function: protein binding; NADH pyrophosphatase activity; metal ion binding. Bases 139 to 1566 code for a protein of 475 amino acids. Gene Ontology annotation, cellular component: cytosol. Gene Ontology annotation, biological process: NAD+ catabolic process; NADP+ catabolic process.
CUCCUCGGACAAUCUAGUGCAAAAGUUAUACCUUACCAUGUUUUGUCGGCAAAAUACAAUUGAAAAGUCGUUUUAAGUUUUAGAAGUAAUUUGUCGUUGUUCUUGUUCAAAAAGUGAAGGCUACAGCUCGUCGAAGAAAUGACGAGCUGGCAGCUGAGCGCCAAGGAGGAGAUGGUGGAGAAGUUCCUGGACGCGGCGUCCCGGGGAGACACGGCUCAGGUGUCCUUGCUACUGUCUCACGCCCCCUCGCUCCUCAACCGGGCGGGACACAGCGGCUGGACAGCGUUGAUGCUCGCCGCUCGCAACGGCCAUCAGCCAGUGGCGGAGGCUCUGCUGUCACAUGGCUGCGAUAAGUGGUCGGUAAACAGCUCGUCACAGACCGCCUACGACAUUGCCCGCUUCUGGGGCCACAAGCACAUCUGGGUCCUGCUGGGCGGGCCCCAGGAUGCCCAACUCAGCCCGCACGAGAACUACUUCAGCCGUGAGACAUUGGACCGCCUGAGCAGCAAGAGGACUGACGCCGCCUGGCUGGAGGCCAAAAAGACACAUCCUGCCUCCGUCUUCCUCCUCUUCUCUGGCCUCAGUCCCAUGGUGGGCAGCUCCCGGGAGGAUGGCGCCGUGGAGCUGUGUCGCCUCACUUACGACGUCGUCAAAGAUCUGCUCCGGAGGGAGGACACUUUGGUGGUCUUCCUGGGGGUGGACCGAAGCAAAGCCGAGCCUCCUGCCUGGUUCGCCAUCAGCACAGAUGAGGAUGCCACGGUGCUCCUUCAGCGCUGCCCGGGAAGGAAGUGCUCCUUCCCAAAGUCGCCCCGCAGAGACCUGCUGAUGCUCAGCGAGGAAGACGCCGGCGUGCUGGCGCCGGCCCGGUCGCUGCUGGCGUGGCACAGCCGCUACGGCUUCUGUCCCACAUGUGGGAGUGGCACCCAGGCGGAGGAGGGGGGGCACAAGAGGAGCUGCCGAAACUCCGCCUGCAAGAGCCUGCAGGGAGUUCACAACACCUGCUACCCCCGCAUUGACCCAGUGGUCAUCAUGCUGGUCAUCCAUCCUGACGGAAACCAGUGUCUGCUGGGCCGGAAGAACAUCUUUCCAAAAGGAAUGUUCUCUUGCCUGGCCGGAUUCGUAGAACCUGGUGAGACGCUGGAGGUGGCGGUGAGGCGGGAAGUGGAAGAGGAAAGCGGCGUGAAGAUGGGAGCGGUCCGCUACGUGUCGUGCCAGCCGUGGCCCAUGCCCUCCCAGCUCAUGAUUGGCUGCCUGGCCGUCGCUGUGACGACAGGAGUCCGGGUGGACCACGAGGAGAUUGAGGAUGCCCAAUGGUUCCCCCGGCAACAGACACGUGGUGACGGACAUAUGCCGGCAGGUGAUGGAGGCACUGCUCAGAGGGUCCAGCGGAGGCCUCGUCCUCCCUCCCAAACAGACCAUUGCCCACCAGCUCAUACGACACUGGAUCGGCUCCAGCGCCAACCUGUGACACCCCAGGCAUCACGUGCGUCAGUAUUUGUACACUGUUCUGACUGGAAUCUUGCAUUUAUUGUAGCUUUCGUUUAUUGCCUCACAUGUCAUGAAUAAAUGUGACUGACCACUUGCUGGGUCUUCAGGUGCUGCUGCAGCUCACCGCGUCCACCACCGGGGGCGCCAACAGCCACUCUAGAUAGCAUACCACCUCUGGCCUGAUGCACAAGACAAAAUCUCAUUAGUAUCAUUAAACGCUAUUUCAAUAAAGACGUCUUCAAGGUCACAGGAAGUAGAUCUUUGUGGACAGGAAGUUGCAAAUAAAACAUCCAAAAAAUGAUCAACUGACUUUUUAGGAGGAAAUGCACCAGAAAAUAGCAAAAAAACAAAUGUUUAAUAUUUCUUCUUUUUUCUGCCAAAGCAAUACUUUAGUUCUCUCUGCUUCUCUCAUAUAGAAAACCACAAAAAAUGUACACAUAUUAAAAAAAAUGACUCACAGACCAAGAGACAACAUGCACGCCCCACACACACACACACACAAUAAAGCAAACAUGAAACUAAUGAAAGUUAAACAAAACAAGCUGAUGUGAUUGUUACAUCAUGCACUUACACACACACACACACAGAAAGACAAAGAAAAAGCAAAGGAGGCUCGUCACGGUGCUUUGCGUUGAUUUCGGCUUAUUUACACAGAAAGACCGCUUUGGGGGUGGAGCGGGUCCAAACAAGUCUGAGUGGAUUCUUUGCACACAAGAUGGCAACGGAACUCCUCUAAAACAGGAGAGCCUCGCGUUCCUUCCACCUUCACAGUAAAAGCAUGAUGCCGCUCAGGUUCAUCUCAUGAUUUCAAUGACAUGUCAAACAAAACAAAACAAAACAAAAAAGACUUCCCAGUUUGUGGAGGCUUUUUUUGCCUCCACGCGUUCAAUCAGAAAGAGGUUGAAAGAGGUUAUGAGAGUGUUGACUUCUUCUGACCGUUGGAAGGCAUUGCUUUGGUUGGAGCGUAUUGCUGAGAUGGUGUGUGUGUGUGUGUGUGUGUGUGUGUGUGUGUGUGUGGCUGCAGGUGGCGCCCUGCGCUUUGGCAGCGGUUGAUGAUCAGGGGUGGGCGGGUGCAUAGACCAAGCUGGGGGACAGGAAUCACUCCCACGGCUCCACCGCGCUCACGUCAGGUAGGUGGAGGAGCGUCGUUUGGGGUGAGGGGGGUUGUGUUAUUUGUUUCGCAGCAGCUCCAGCUGGUCCUGGUACUCAGUGAACAGUCUCUGGAAGCGCAGGUUCUCCCCGAUGACGGGCAGCACCUCCUGUAACAGCUCCCGCUUACGUAGCCCCUGAAUGCACCACACGGAGAAGACAGGUUUGAAGGUCAGGCGUGGAAACUAACCUUUGCAGGAAGUGUGUGUGUGUGUGUGUGUGUGUGUGUGUGUACCGGUACCAUGGUGGUGGUCUCCCAUGCGGUCGCAGCUGAUUUGUGUACAGGACCCAGCAGCUCCUUGCAAAGUUCUCGCAGUCUAAACUCUGAGCCUGAAGAGAGAAGAGAAGACAAAGCACAUGCACGUGCGUCAUGGCUGAUUUGGUGGGAUUGUCAGGUGUUUGCUACCUUCGUUGACGAGGAAGCGGGCGUAGAUUAGCAGCCAGUAGCGGUACUCCUGCGCCGACUGCAAGGUGAGUGCCGAGGCCAGCUGGUUCUCCAGGAAGGCCAAGGUCAUGCCCUGCUGCAGGUGGUGCGGCGUGGCGGAGAGGCGGGACGCCAUGCGACCGGCGCUGCGGGGGGGGGGGGGGAGACAAACGAGAAAAGCAAGUCAUGUUUUGAAUCCACCCGUUGACGGGAUGAUGAGGUCUCGUACUUGAGGUUGCGUCCCUGCAUGGUGGCCAGAGGCCCUGAGGAGCCCGGCGCGUCCUGGGUGGGAAGGCAGCUCCUGAAGUCGGCACACUGGACCAGACAAUCUCCUCGAUCCGCUAUCAGGGUCCUGAAGGGCCCAAAGUGUCAUUUGGGCUGUGCUUUAUUGUCAACAUGCGCACGCAGACAAACGGAGCAUUUUGAGUCUCACCACGUCUCCAGAGACGAGCUGAAGCAGAAAGACUUCCCGUUGGACAGGCCGAUGACGGGGACGCCCUGCUGAGUCAGCAGGGACUGGGACACGGUCGCCUCAGAACCUACACACACACACACACACACACACACACACACGAAUAUUAUGAUGAGGGCGGAGUUUCCAGCAGGAAACAGGAAGUAGCAGGGGAGGUCCCACCUGAUAAAAUGGUCAUGAGCGACUCGUUCUUGACCAGAGCCUUCUGCUUGUGCACGUCCCACACGGACAGCGUCGCCCCGGCCGUCAGCGCCAUGACGAAGUGGGCAGCGCAGUUGAGGGCCGACACAGGCGCCGCCAACUGGAUGGACGGAAGGAGGCGGCGGCCGCAGGAGGAGAAGACGGACAGCAUCCUGU